AUGGAAUCGAUAGAACCACGACUUUUGAAAAUUGACAAUGAAGAUUUUCGAGCUCUAUUCACACCCCAACUCUUGAAACUUCGAGAUCUGUUCGCAAAACGAAACUAUGAAAUUCGGAUUGCUGGUGGAGCAGUUCGAGAUCUUCUUAUGAAUAUUCGUCCGGCAGACGUUGAUUUCGCAAGUACUGCCACGCCAACACAGAUGAAGGAAAUGUUCGAGGAAGAGAACAUUCGAAUGUUACACAAACGAGGAGAGGAACACGGAACGAUCACUUGCCGCAUUCAUGAAGCUGAGAAUUUCGAGAUCACAACUCUCCGCAUUGACGUCGUCUGUGAUGGAAGACGCGCCGAAGUGAAAUAUACAACUGACUGGCAGCUAGAUGCAAAUAGGCGCGAUCUCACGAUUAACUCUCUAUUUUUAGAUCUCCAUGGAAAUGUUGUCGAUUAUUUCGGUGGAAUCGCAGACAUUGAAUCGCGCCGAGUCGCUUUUGUUGGUGACGCCCGUCAACGAAUUCAGGAAGAUUAUCUUCGCAUUCUCAGAUACUUUCGUUUCUUCGGCCGUAUUUCUAAUACACCAGAACAUGAAGCUGACACAAUACAAGCAAUUAUUGAUAACAAAGAUGGUAUGGCUGGAAUUAGCGCAGAGAGAAUUUGGACGGAACUCAAAAAGAUUGUCGUUGGAAGAAUGGCAGACAUCGUCGUGAAAUCGAUGAUUGAACAAUGUCAGCUACAAAAGUAUCUAGGAUUGCCAGAAAAUUGCAAUCUCAACAGAUUCCAGAAAGUCUUCACCCGUUUCCCAAAAUGCGUCGAACCAAUGACAAUGAUUGCAUGUCUCUGUGAAGAAGAGGAACAGAUAGCAUCAUUCCACAAAAUGACAAAACUCUCCAAUGAUGAACGUCUUCUCGGAGAGUUCAUUCUACGCGAGCGAAAUGCAGCCAUUGAGAAUUUGGAUAAUAAUGACUGGUGGAUUGAUAGAAUUGUCGAUUUGGAAGUACGUCCUGGACACGAAAACCAGCUGGAUCGUCUCCGUUUGCGACUCGAUCAAUUGGCAAGAAGUGUACUGGCUGACGAAGAACGUAUUCAGAUGAUUGAGAAAUUCGUGGCUCCACAGUUUCCUAUCACAGGAAAAGUUUUGAUAGAUUCGAAAAAGGUUCACCAAGGGCCACAUGUGAGAAAUGUGCUCUUUUAUCUCUUCGAUUUGUGGAAGGCAUCAAGAUUCACAGAGACCAGAGAAACACUUCUAGAGCAUGCUGGUGAUGCUGAUAUACCAGAUCUAUCAAAAGACAAGAAGUCAAAAUCUCCAAAACGAUAA
Molecule: messenger RNA, 1311 nt
Organism: Caenorhabditis remanei
Lineage: Eukaryota; Metazoa; Nematoda; Chromadorea; Rhabditida; Rhabditidae
Exons: 7
Coding region: 1-1311 (436 amino acids)
Biological process (GO): RNA processing
Molecular function (GO): RNA binding; nucleotidyltransferase activity
Source: RefSeq, a predicted model, not a curated record